Messenger RNA from Acanthoscelides obtectus, 1676 nucleotides. Lineage: Eukaryota; Metazoa; Arthropoda; Insecta; Coleoptera; Chrysomelidae. The record is from the annotation of a GenBank genome assembly.
GUAGCAUCAACACCCUAAGUUUGACGUAUGACAAGUGAUAUCUAAUUCCGCUUUUCGUGACGUGAGUUUUGACGAACGUCAACCAAUCAAGGACAGAAUGAUUCAUCACGUUCAGGCCAUUUGUUCACUAAACCACACCUUAUUUCCAUGGUUGGGAAUUGUGAGCGGCAUAUCAAGGAAUGUCAGAUUGACCAAAUGAACACAAGGAUGCUUACUUACUUGAAGACCACUUGAAACCACGCCCUGUUUCCAUUCUGUACAGUUUGAUUUGACAAAUCUCAAGUGUUUGGUGUAUUUCUUAAGUGUGGCAACGUUGCUGGUGGUCUUGCAAAGUUGCAAAUUGCAAAUUUUAACCUUUGCCUCUGCCAUGGUAUGCAUGUUUUGACAAUUAUUGUUUUGACAUGCUUAUCUUGUAAUCUUUCGGUAAUCCCAAUAUCCCAAAGUUGUGAUAAUUUCCCUCAUUAAAUAAGGUGUUUUAUUCAAGUUUAUUUCAGUAGCUUUCUUAUACUUACUGUAACUGAUACGAGUUUUGCUGGUGAUAAUGGAUAAGGUAUCAAAUAUUGUUAUAAAGUCUUUGGAACAGUCCAAAUACAUCAAGCCACUUACAAUGCAUUUUACUCAAAACGGAACAAAUAGAACCUGGGACAUAUUGUCUGUCCAUGACAGUGUAGCGAUUGUUAUAUACAACAUCACAAGGAAUGUACUAGUCUUGGUGAAACAGUUCCGACCUGCAGUCUAUUUUGGAUGUUUAGCUGAAGAAGACAGAAAAGUAGGGGCUACAGUUGACACACAAAAGUAUCCACCAGAAAUUGGAAUCACAUUGGAGCUAUGUGCUGGGAUUGUAGAUAAAGCAAUCGCAGAAAUUGAAAUAGCAAAAGAAGAAAUACUUGAAGAAUGUGGUUAUGAUGUUCCAGUAACAAAUUUGGUCAAAAUUGGGUCAUACAGAUCUGGUGUAGGCACCAGUGGUUCAAAACAAGUUUGUUAUUAUUGUGAAGUCACAGAUGAAAUGAAGGUGUCAUCAGGAGGAGAGCAACAUGGUAGAGAAGACCAGCUGGAAGUUAAAUUUAAAUGGAAGUAUUCCUGCAUCCUUCAAAAUUACAGCUCUUGUCAGCAGCAAUAUGUAAAGAGAAAUUCUUUGAAAAGGAGUGGUGAAACUACUAAUAGUCAUAUAUCAACAAAUAAGAAAUUCAAGACAGUUAAAGUCAGUUGCAGCAUCCUUGGGAGGGAGCAGUUGGACGAAGAAUAAUUAUUUAUUUUGUUACUCCCUGUAAUGUUAAAGCUAUCAGGAGCUUUUGGUUUUAAGUAUGAGGAAUGCCUUGUUUAGUUUUAACUGUGACUCCUUCUUUGAAGAAUAUUUUCAUCAUUUUUACACUAUAAAAAAUAAUGUUUUCUCAGAUUAUAUUUUCAUUUUAGUUAUUUAUUUAAUGACAGAGAUUUAUUUUUUAUAGUUUUAGUAUGAAUGUUUACGUUUAAGUGAUAAAUAUACCUCAUGAUGGAUUAACAAUAGGUAGUGCUUGCUAAACACUUCCUUUGAUUACUGAGGGUCCGUUUUUAUCGUUUUUUAUGCCACUAACGUAUAAUUUGUAUUUUUUUUUUGAAACAUCACUUAUUUACUUAAUAAUAUAGAGAAAGCUCCGGAUGUCUAAAAAUACUUUUAUAUAUUGUCAAUGUACUGU